CACCUGGUUUCGUCGGCCGGGCUGUUGAGGAGGUCCCCCGGUCCACGCCGCAAGAUCCCCGCCGUCAUUGCCCCCGCGCUCCCGAACCGCUCGCGCAUGGUGGCGGCGCGCGUGUCCACCUCGCGCGUUCCCGCGGAUCCCGCGGGGCGGGACGACGCGUUCGACCCCUCGAACACUAUCAUAUACCGAUUCGACAACGACGGCAACCCCGUUGAGGGCACCCUGAUGAGUGACGUCAUGGGGGCCUCGGGCGAUGCCUCCGACGCCAUCAGCGCGUCCACUGCACUCGUCGACAUCGUCGCGGAAGUGUACGAUCACGUCGAUGAGGACGGAUCCGAGACCGCGGUCGAGGUAAUCCGCAGUGCAGACGGCGACAUCAUGUUCAGGUUUGUGGGGAAGGAUGCGGAGGACUUUCAGGCGAGGGCGACGGCAAACGUGAAGAAGGAGCAGACGCCCGCCGAACGCGCUCAGAUGCUGCUGGACGAGGCACAGGAACUCAUCGAACAGGCCCGUGCUCUCCAGAACGGCGAAGACGAGCUCGCCGCCGCGACCGAGAAGGCCAAGCUGGCUGCUGCGGCUGCCGCGAAGGAGCUCGCGCCCAAGGAGAGUGUCGUCGAGCCGGCAUCGGACGGCACGGUGAUCAUGAGGCGCGAACGAAAGGCGCCCGAAGGCGGCGAUGCGCUCGGAAAGGGUUUUGAACACGUGUCCAAGAUGGGCAUAAAGUCAAUCGUGGAUGGCAUCGAGAACAUGUUCGAUAACUUCCGCCGAGCUGUGUCCCCGGAGAAGCAGCCGAGGCUGCCUAAGACACCGGAGGGCACGCCGUGGGUUGACCACGAGAAGGUCCCCACGGCUGGUGUCGACGUCGCGUUCGAUUCUUUCGGGACCGACGACGUUUCGUCAUCGAGUGACUACAUGUCCGUCGAAAACGCGGAUUCAGAGGAGGCCCGCGAGGCGGAGGAGAUUGAGGAGGAGCAUGCUCAAUGGGCUGAGACGGCGGCGCAAGUGAGAUCCUCCGGCGAUGUGACCAAGGUUGAGUCUGAGCCCGAGGAGGACGAGGAAGCGAAACUCGCCGAGGCGAUCGAGAGAUAUUCAAGUAUGGGAUCGGUCGUCGCUGGCGCCUGGAGGCCCAAGCCCAUCGACGUGACGAUCGGUGGGAAGGUUUAUGUGGCCUAUAUUUCGCCAAACAGCUUGCGCCAGCUCCCCGGGGGGAAGAUGGCAGUGGUCGAGGACGAUGCAGAGAAGCCCGGAGACACCACAACCAUCAUCAUGUGCGAUCCCCAGGAUGACGGGACGAACGUUUUCAUGUUUGGGCUCACGCGGACGGUGCUGGAUGAUGGAAGUAUCUUGUACAGAUUCCCCUCCGGCGAAGCUCUCGGCCAGAGUCGCCGCUAGAGCUCACCAACUUACUGAUUGCCGCGCAAAACCGAUCGCCGGGAGUCCGCCGCACCAACUAACUACCUAGCGCGCUGUUAUAAAAUCCAGGCUACGCAUGUC
Molecule: messenger RNA, 1494 nt
Organism: Micromonas commoda
Lineage: Eukaryota; Viridiplantae; Chlorophyta; Mamiellophyceae; Mamiellales; Mamiellaceae
Exons: 1
Coding region: 97-1392 (431 amino acids)
Source: RefSeq, a predicted model, not a curated record